AUGACCACAGCGACAUUACGACUCAGCUUCCCGCAUCGCGCGCGUGCUUUCGAUGCGCUUCAGAUCGCCUGCCAGUACCCGGCACUCCGCAGCGCGCGAGGCAGAACGGCGGAUGCUGGCGCGAAUGAGUCCACCGACGCCUUCAGUACUGGAGAUCUGCAUCCGAACAAUGUCAAUCGAGACAGCAAUGACGAGUUCAGAACAGCGGACUUCAACGAUGCAAUAGGACAGUCCUCUGUCAAUGCAUGGGCGUGGAAUAGCAACGUCGACAACAACUUGCUCGCUUCUGACCCAUUCGGCAUGCCUGGUUUAAAUCUGUCAGACGUGAACUGGUUAUCGCCCCAAUACUCAGGCCCCAUUGACCUGGAUGCACUACUCGCAAACUUCGGAGGCCAAGCUAAUGGCACCGUGGAGCAAUGGACUUGUUCCAUCGCGCCAACAACGCCCUCAAUACCUGCGAUCACCACAACAUCACACUCAUCAGAUCCAAAUAGGAUCAUACCUGAUACAGACCAGCAGUCAAAGGAUACUGCCUCCGUAAUAUCUACAUCGACGUCGGAAAACAGAUACUACGUUGAUGGGGCAGGUGCCAGAGCCCCGUUCGGUGGCAGAUCGCAACACUCGAUUUGCUCAGAAGAAACCAUCGACUUGCAAGAUGCGGAAGAUAAUGAUGCUUCUGCAUCACUUGGUACCUCUGACGAAGACAAAUUAUGUCCACCAGCAGCCUAUCAAUCUCUGCUGGAAGGUAUUGCUGCUGAAAGCCGCGAUAGCCCAGUCGAUUUGAGCGAUUCGAACUUUCCCACAUAUGAGCAAGUCGUCAUCUCUGUUCGCCAGUACUUUGACCAUUUCCACCCAGUCUUCCCCUUCCUGCGGCCGUCUUCCUUCGCCCAAGAUGCUUUCAGGAGCUGGCUCUUGCUAAUCGCCGUUUUUGUUAUCGGCUCAAAGUACUCACGGCUAUCGCAGCAUUCCCAAACAAGCGAAUCUCUAUUUGGUCUGCUGAGUACUAUUCUCACCCGAAGCAAGUAUGGAAUAGGCCCACAAGGUUCGGCAGGUAACGAGGAUGUCGAUUACAGCCCGAGCUGUUCCCGGACGGCUGAUCCUGAGCAAAACCCCGACUUUCGUGAAUGGCUGUUCAGAGAGGCAAUGACACUCGAUACGAUGUUCGUGUAUCAGUUUCAGGCCAAGCCUCUCAUCCAGUUCGACGAUAUUGACGUAUUGUUGCCAUGUCACGAGGAUGUAUGGGACCAACCAGGCUUAAUUCGACAGAACCAAAGGCGUCUUACAAGUGUUACCUUUAUGGAAGCACUAGAGAUGAUCUACGUGGAAAAGCGGCUACCCGUGGAUCUAGGAGAGUUCAGCAUGGGCUUACUUGUCAGUGCCAUCUAUCGCCAUACCCGAGAUGUUGUGGCCCGAGAUCGCAUUCGUCUCAACUCAUGGACACCAACAUCUACGCCACAGCGACGUAACGAUAUGCCACCACCUACACAACAAGACUGGUCGCCGACAACGCGGUCUUCCAUCAAGUGGCGUAACAGCGCCUGUGAUAGCUUGGAUGUCCUGCAUUGGCCCGCGAAUAGUAAGGUCGCACGCCACUCAGGCUUCGAGCACCACACUAUCCUCCAGCUGCAUCUAGCUCGCCUGAUCAUACUUGCGCCCACUAGCGCCAUACAGCGCAGCCUGUUCGAGCCAUAUGCGAUUUACAUUGCGACACUCAUACUUUGGGCCUUCUGCGUCUGCAUGCAUCUUCCCGAAGCCAUUGAAGCCAUUGGCUCUGAGUCAGAUGAGGAACCAGAACCAUCGUUCCUCCAUCUUGACCGACCAUUGGACGAUGAGCUAGUACAGACGUAUGUGCGCAUGGGGCACAAGAUGUCCGCAUACAUUGCCAAUGUCGGCAGUCUAGAGCAUGAAGCAGCUCCGAUCCACAUACUUCACCACAACCACAAGUACCUGAGAUCUGUAUCCGGACUCUUUGGUCCGCUGUCUUCUUCUUGCUUCUACAUACCUGGUGCACGCACCGAUCCAAUCCGACCCAUCAUGGCAGACAUGGACGAAAAGGCCGCGACCAUGGAACACCAUGAGGUUACCUUCGACCAGGCCAAAGCGGCAGCCGACGAGGAGCACGAGAUGACGUUGAUGCAAGCCAUUCGCAAAUACCCCAAAGCUGUGCUCUGGUCGGUGUUGCUAUCCACCUGCAUCAUCAUGGAAGGAUACGACAUCGUCUUGAUGAGCUCCUUCUUCGCGCAGCCGUCCUUCUCGCGCAAAUAUGGAGAGUUCAAUCAACGCACUCAGACAUAUGAGAUAACGGCAUCGUGGCAGAAUGGACUCAGCAAUGCUGUGAGCGUGGGCACUAUCAUCGGUGCAUUUGCGAAUGGGUACUUUAUUCAUCGAUUCGGUUACCGUCCCGUCUUGCUGGUAUCGCUUGCCUCCAUUUGCGCGCUGAUCUUCAUCUCUUUCUUCGCGCCCAAUGCCCCCGUCCUCCUCGUCGGUCAAUUCCUGUGCGGUAUACCCUGGGGUGUCUUUGCGACAAUGGCGCCUGCCUACGCCAGUGAGGUGUGUCCGUUAGCUCUGCGAGGCUACCUCACCGUAUACGUCAACCUUUGUUGGGCAUUCGGACAACUCAUCUCCGCUGGAGUUCAAUCCGCAUUCUCAGGCAACAACACACAAUGGGCAUACCGUAUACCCUUUGCCAUCCAAUGGGCAUGGCCGAUCCCUCUCUUUGCGAUCCUCUGGAUGGCACCUGAGUCCCCAUGGUACCACGUUCGUACCGGCGACCUCGAACUGGCCGAGCAGAUGCUUAUCCGUCUUGGGUCUGUCUCCCAACGUGAUAUGGCUAAGCAAAAGGUCGCGAUGAUGGUUCGGACAAAUGAACUGGAGAAGUCGCUUGAAGAGAACACAUCCUACCUCCAAUGUUUCAAAGGCAUCGACCGCCGCCGCACAGAAAUCGCCUGCAUGGUCUUCGCAGCUCAACCCAUCUGCGGCUCUGUCAUGGGCGGCACACCCACGUAUUUCUUCGUCCAAGCAGGCGUCUCAACCUCAAUCUCCUUCAAGAUGUCCGUCGGCGGUCUCGGCAUGGCAUCAGUCGGUACACUCAUCUCGUGGGUGCUCAUGAGCUACAUCGGCCGUCGAAAGCUUUACCUCUGGGGCCUCGGUGGUCUAGCUGCCAUCCUCUUCAUCGUCGGAUUCAUCAGCGUAGGCGCGGGCGACUCGUCCGGCGGCAACUAUGCACAAGCUGCUAUGAUGAUCAUCUGGCUCUUCUGGUACUACAUGACCGUCGGACCCAUCUGCUAUGCCAUCGUCGGAGAAGUCUCGUCCACGCGUCUUCGCAGCAAGAGUGUGUGUCUGGCUCGCAUCAGCUACUACAUCGCGCAGAUCCUCACCAACGUUAUCAAUCCGUAUAUGUUGAACCCAACUGCGGGUGAUUGGAAGGGCAAGACGGGCUUCUUCUGGGGUGGAGGCGCGUUGAUCUUUUUCGUUUGGACGUUUUUCCGUCUUCCGGAGACGAAGGGCAGGACAUAUGAGGAGUUGGAUAUCAUGUUUGCGGAGGGGUUGCCUGCGAGGGCCUUCAGGAAACAUAGCAUUGAUGCUUAUGCGUAUGCGCAUGGAGAUGAGGGUGAUCGUAAGGUCAAGGCUGUGGAGUGA
Messenger RNA from Alternaria infectoria, 3639 nucleotides. RefSeq lists its product as uncharacterized. NCBI's taxonomy places the organism in Eukaryota, Fungi, Ascomycota, Dothideomycetes, Pleosporales, Pleosporaceae. Bases 1 to 3639 code for a protein of 1212 amino acids. Gene Ontology annotation, cellular component: membrane. Gene Ontology annotation, molecular function: carbohydrate:proton symporter activity. The record is from RefSeq and is a predicted model, not a curated record. Gene Ontology annotation, biological process: carbohydrate transport; transmembrane transport. The transcript has 6 exons.